AAGCUAAACAUCGUCAGCACCAAAUUUAACGCAAAUGUCGGCGAUGAGCUUGAAGGAGUGAAAUUGGAGCCGUUUUCGAAGAUUAUCGAGUAUUUUUCUGACUCUCUCGCCGACAAACAUAUAAAAAUUAUUGUACAGUUACCCGACAACAUAACAAGUCAAGAGGUAGAUCAACUAAGGAGGGAGCUAUCAACGCUGCAGAUGGAACACCAAAUGACUCUUAAACGGACUGCCUCAUCACUUGAAGGUAGCAGUAGCAAACGGCAGAAGAUUCAAGAGACUCAAGUGGAAAACGCACAAAAGAAGCUCAUAGACACCGUCUUAGCAAUGCCUGGUCCGUUGAGCGUAUCCUACCCUUCUAAAUUUCGCAAGUUUCAAGAAGAUAACUCUAUCAUUUUCUUAGGCCGACCUGCCAGUCGCAUUGGCCCCCCCGUCGUUCUCUACCAUAAAGUUUUCGGCGAAUUCGUUCAAAACUUCGAAAAUGAGGAACUGGCAAUAACCAGUGAUGUAGCAAAGAACACUAUGGGUGUAAUCGGUGCAGCACAAGAGAUCUAUAAUGUGGAAAAUGACCGCGUCAAUGCUAUGAACAGCUCCUUUCAGGAUAUCUUUGGACCCCUGAGUACCAUUAAUAAUGCCGAUAAGACCGAAGUCGAUGCGGCUUUGCAAACAGUAGCUGGCGGACUGAAUCAAGAAGCUGCACUGGCCAUUUUAGAAUACAAAAAUGAGAUUGGGACAGGUUCAAACGAUCCCACUAUACAAGGGAGCGUUGUCUACGCAAGAUACUGGUCUCAGAACCAGCAUGAAAGGAUUCGAAGACGCUGUUGCUGUCCGUCUUUCGUUAUCGGCAUCGCGGGGCCCUGGAUGUGCGUUCUCGGGGCUGUUUACCUUCGCGACAUGAUUUUAGUCGAACCACUCACUGAUUUCCUCUGUUUGACAUAUCGAUCACGGAACGACAAGCGGAUCCGACUGGUCGCCCGGCUGCUUGAGGCACUGAAACGUGGCUUCGAUACGCUUCGUGCCUACUACAAUUCUGUGAAGGAUAUCUCAGAGGACAAUGAAGCGCGGUUUUUCCCAUAUCUACAAUAUUUCGGACACAAGCACAAUGUCACACGGUUCCGCUAUAUCGACCUGUUAACGAAAGACCUUACAAGGCCGGUCUGGAUUGUGGAGACCGAGAAUGGUGAGAAGCUCGUCGUUAAAUAUGUGGAAAAAUAUCAUGAAAAUGCUCACAAAUCAUGUGCCAAGGAAGGACUGGCUCCAAAGCUGCUCUACGCAAGUCCAAGAAUGCCUGGAGGGCACAGACAGGUCGUUAUGGAGUAUGUCGACGCCAUUACGCUACACGAUACUAUAUCAGACAUUCGAGAUAAUAGAGAUGCAGCCGAGUCUGUUUAUUAUGAUGUAAAUUAUAUUAUCACCAAGGUGCUCCAUCCUCAGGAGCUCGUCUUCGCUGACCUCCGGAGUCCAAACAUUCUGGUUAUCAACCAGGACAAGAAGUUUCAUGGAAUGCUCGUCGAUUUCGAUUGGUGCGGAGUGAGGAAUAAGGACGCAUACCCAAUGGCGAUUAACAUGGAGCUCCUUUGGCCUGAAGGAGUAGAGCCCGGUGCUUUCCUUGCAAAGAAACACGACAAUGCCAUGCUUGAAAAGUUGAGGAAAGAACUGAUUCGGCCGUCUUUGGCGGAAGAACAUUGUGUGGUAUAA
Messenger RNA from Ambispora gerdemannii, 1698 nucleotides. Lineage: Eukaryota; Fungi; Glomeromycota; Glomeromycetes; Archaeosporales; Ambisporaceae. The record is from the annotation of a GenBank genome assembly.